Triticum urartu is the source of this 850-nucleotide messenger RNA. Its product is annotated as small ribosomal subunit protein uS11x. Gene Ontology annotation, molecular function: structural constituent of ribosome. Gene Ontology annotation, cellular component: ribosome. NCBI's taxonomy places the organism in Eukaryota, Viridiplantae, Streptophyta, Magnoliopsida, Poales, Poaceae. Gene Ontology annotation, biological process: translation. The record is from RefSeq and is a predicted model, not a curated record.
CUCCGCAUUAAACCCUAGUACCCGGCAUCCGCCGCCGUCGCAUAUAACCUCUCCCGCUAAUACCUUUCUCACACUUAACGAAACUCCGGCGGCGGCGGCGGCGAGCUCGCGACCUGAAGCACAAGGAGAAGGCGCCUCGAUCCCUCGUCGCCUCGGUCCACCAUGUCGAAGAGGAAAACCAGGGAGCCUAAGGAGGAGAAUGUUACUCUUGGACCUGCUGUCCGUGAAGGGGAGCAUGUCUUCGGAGUUGCUCAUGUCUUUGCAUCAUUCAAUGACACAUUCAUCCACGUCACUGACUUGUCCGGGAGAGAGACCCUUGUUCGUAUCACUGGUGGAAUGAAGGUCAAGGCUGAUCGUGACGAGUCAUCACCAUAUGCAGCUAUGCUCGCUUCUCAAGAUGUGGCGACACGUUGCAAGGAGCUCGGCAUCACUGCUUUGCACAUUAAGCUCCGUGCCACUGGAGGCAACAAGACCAAGACUCCUGGACCUGGUGCUCAAUCCGCUCUCAGGGCACUCGCUCGUUCUGGCAUGAAAAUUGGACGCAUUGAGGACGUGACCCCCGUUCCCACUGACAGCACCCGCAGAAAGGGUGGUAGGAGAGGAAGGAGGCUGUAGACGCCUCUUUUUCAUCGUCUCUCAUGGCCGUGAUCGAGAAUUCGGUGUUCGAAUAGCCUUAUAGAUCCUAUGUAGUUGCCGAUCAGUUUACUCCAAGUUCGGAUUUGUUUACUGUCAGUUUCAGAGCUGUGCUUCGCUUCAGAACAUCUCUGAUCGUGUAUUUAUGCAAAAAUAUUCUAGUCCGAACAUGCCUUAUUAUGGUUUCUGAUAAUAUGGUUGGCUCUUAUUAGUAAUA